Molecule: messenger RNA, 1360 nt
Organism: Eucalyptus grandis
Lineage: Eukaryota; Viridiplantae; Streptophyta; Magnoliopsida; Myrtales; Myrtaceae
Exons: 3
Coding region: 733-1134 (133 amino acids)
Source: RefSeq, a predicted model, not a curated record
CGUAGAUAUGAUCCUGGGCUUCGGCCAAGGCUCCAGAUCUAGAACUUUUUCUACCCAAUUGGUGGCCGAGGCUCCAGAUCUGGCACGCAAAUGGAGCUUGUUCUACCCAAUUGGUGGCCAAGGCUCCAGAUCUGGCACAAAUGAAACUUGUUCCGCCCAACAGUUUUCUGUUUUGGUCGCAUAGGCUCCAGAUCUGGCACAAACGAAACUUGUUCCACCCAACAGUUUUCUGUUUUUGUUCCACCCGACAGUUUUCUGUUUUUGUUCCACCCGACAGUUUUCUGUUUUGGUCGCAUAGGCUCCAGAUCUGGCACAAAUGAAACUUGUUCUACCCAAUGGUAGUUUUUUGUUUUGGUCGCAUCUCGUGACAGAACAACCUCCAGAUCUGGAACUUUUUCUACCCAAUUGGUGGCCAAGGCUCCAGAUCUGGUACAAAUGAAACUUGUUCCACCCAACAGUUUUCUGUUUUGGUCGCAUAGGCUCCAGAUCUGGCACAAAUGAAACUUGUUCCACCCAAUAGUUCUCUGUUUUGGUCGCAUCUCGUGACAGAACAAACCUGCACGCUUCCAAUCCAUGGAUAUUGUGUUGAGUGGUGGAAGGAGAGACCAGCUUCAGCCAUUGAUUCGCUUCCGACCAAAUCCAGGCCCUAGCCGCCAGAACUAGAACUGAGAAAUCGGACUGCGGAGACCGCCAAGCUAGAGAGAUGCCGGAACGCCGACUCCGCCGGCGGCAAUGGCGGAGAUUGGGUUCGUGGCUGCAUACGGAAGAGGAGGAAGAGAGAAGUCCAGUUGGAUUGGGAGACUGCAAGAGCAACGAAUGGCCAACAACGAUUCCACUGAUAUCAGGAGACUUGAAGCCCAGGAUGCUGCUCCAGAUGCUCCAAUCAUCCCAUUCGGUCGGGUCCUGGAGGAGAUCCUGCUUGAGGGGAUCGCCUUCCUGGAUGAUCCUGCCAAUGCCGGCGAUAAUACCCUGAUGCGCAUCCACAGGGGGCUCAAUGUCGGCCAGCAGUUGUUCCUUCGUAUCCAAGGCCUAGAUAUGAACCCGUGGUACCGACUGAUGCUCAAUCGCCUCAUUCAUAUGCUUGGAUUUGCCAAGUGUGUUAUCCUAGGGUGCAUUCUAGUAUGCCGAUUUUAGUUCCCUGUAUCCAAUUGCUAUUCGCAUUCCCUGGAUCUUCAUAUGCUCUAGUAAUUUUCGUUGGUUUGAUGGAGUUUGAAACUGCUGUUGUAAUCAUUACCUUUCACUGGUUGCUAUUCUUGGAUUUGGGAAGCGCGUUCUGCUGGUGUGCAUUUUACUUGGCUGAGUUUAGUUCUCUGCGUCCCAAUGCUAUUCACAUUCAUCGCGAAUUAGAGAUUGGUUACCA